UAACACGUUGCGGAGGACGAGUAGCCUUGAUGCCGAUGCCGGCCGAAUACCACGAGGGCCACGGUAACCACGAGAACGCCAAUUUCGCUCUCGGGUCCACGCAGGACGCCAACAACAUGACGGCCAACAUGUACCGGGUGGGAGAUUACGUGUAUUUUGAGACCUCCACCUCGUCACCGUAUCAAAUUAGGAGGAUAGAAGAAUUAAAUAAGACUGCGAGCGGCAAUGUGGAGGCAAAAGUCAUGUGCUUUUUCAGGCGGAGGGACUUGCCUUCUACCUUAAUUAUGCUCGCUGACAAACAUCAAUUGGCAAGCGCGGAGCAGCAGAGGUCAGAAUCCCCUGCGAGCACGCAGAAUCUGAAACUCGAGAAUCCCGACACUACUAAGGAAAUGACUAGUAAAGAUGGGAUCGGGCCCAAAGUGAUGAUCAAAGGGGGCGGGAAAGGGGGCUGGCUGAAGGCCCCAUUAUCGGAGGCCCAAGAGCCCCAUGGGAUGGAAGAAAGCGUUCCUGGAGGAGUAACGGAAUUAAGUUCCAAGCAACGUCACCAAAUGAAACAUAGAGAACUCUUUUUAUCGCGACAAGUGGAGACUAUGCCAGCCACUCAUAUUAGAGGCAAAUGCUGUGUGACGUUACUAAACGAAACCGAAUCCUUACUGAGCUAUUUAAAUAAGGAGGAUUCAUUUUUUUACUGCUUAGUAUUUGAUCCUACUCAACGUACUUUAUUAGCUGAUAAAGGCGAAAUUAGAGUUGGUAGUAGAUAUCAAGCAACGGACAUACCAGCGGUAUUAACGUCCUCUGAGAGAGAAGGGGAUACUCGCAGAUCACAAGAUUUGGAAACACUGGUGUGGACCCCCCGACACAAUUUGACAGAUCGUCAGAUUGAUCAAUUUCUUGUUGUCAGCAGAUCUGUAGGCACAUUCGCAAGAGCCUUAGACUGUUCAUCCUCCAUUAAACAACCCUCUUUGCACAUGUCCGCCGCUGCUGCAUCUAGAGAUAUUACCUUGUUCCACGCGAUGGAUACCUUGCAUCAGCAUACUUAUGACUUGGCGAAAGCCGUAGCAUCCUUAGUACCUAGUACCGGUCCCGUGCUAUGCAGAGACGAAAUGGAAGAGUGGAGCGCGUCCGAGGCGAACCUGUUUGAAGAGGCGCUCGAGAAAUAUGGCAAGGACUUUGCUGACAUCCGAGCAGAUUUUUUACCAUGGAAGUCCCUGAAAAAUGUGAUCGAAUACUAUUAUAUGUGGAAAACGACGGACCGAUACGUUCAGCAGAAACGAGUGAAAGCAGUGGAAGCGGAGAGUAAAUUGAAGCAAGUCUACAUACCAAAUUACAACAAGACUCCAACAUCUACUACUCCUUCCACGACGAUUGUACCUCUGGGCAACAGUAACAGCAACAGUAACGGAAAGCCAACCAGCGUUUUGAACGGUAACAGUAACGGUAACAUGGUCACCGAUAAUUCCGGGAUACUUAUAGUCGGAGUCGGCGGAAAACCGUGCGAGAGCUGUCAGGUCGUCCAAAGCCCGCAGUGGUACGCUUGGGGACCAUCUCACAUGCAGUGUCGUCUGUGUCAAUCAUGUUGGACAUAUUGGAAAAAAUAUGGGGGACUCAAGGUACCUUCACGCAUCGAUGAUGCCGACCUCGAAAGGAAACGCACCGGCGCAGGAUCCGAUGAGGAGAGCAAAGCAAUUAGUGGUGCACAUAGGCCGCAUCGGUGUAGCAUUCCUACUUGUGGUAAAGAGUUCAAGUUGAAGGCCCACUUGAGCCGCCACUACGCUAGCGCGCACGGAGUGGACUUGCGUGGCGCCACUGGAAGCGGCGGCGGCGGCAGCGGCUCGCCACGACCGGUCAUGAAGACGCGCUCCGCGUUCUACCUGCGUACCUCGAUGUUGGCGCGUGCCGCGCGACGACUUUGCGCCGCGCAAUUGCGCACACGUCAUGCCGCACGUGCGCCACAUCAGCCGGUAAAUGCCACACCAUUACGACAUUUAUGUGCUCAGUUGACUCCCAAGAGUCCCAACGAACUUCGUAUUCUGUCGCGCGCCGUACGGCCCCGACCGCGUCCUCGAGUGGCCGAUAUAGCUUCGCGUCUUGGCGAUCAUCCCGCGCCACGACAACCCGGCGACUGGGAUUGGCUAACACUGACCACCCCGGCACAGCGUAAGCAGCCAGAUCGAGUCUUCUUUCCACGUCCACCAAAGGCACCAGAUGGCAGUUUGUUAUACGAGAGGGUACCGAAUAAACCUGAAGUGGAUAGGCUGACGUUGACGCCACCGCAGCCGCAGCCGCAGCCUGUUAUCCCAGUACAGCAGAAUAUCAUGAAACGCCCAAGAUUUGAUGAAAUCAAUGGUUCGGAUGGUAUUGCCCUGAGUACGGGGAUUUCUGGUACACCUCCCGCGAAAAGAGCUCAUCACUCGCAGCAACUGCACCAGAAACACACGCUGGAGCAUCCUACGCCCGCUGUUCUUCCACUCGCACCCCCUUUGAAUGGCAGAGCCACUCAUCCACAUCCGUUGUCCCAUGGUCCACCGUUGUCCAGAAGCAACGCGCGUAAACAAGUUAUCUCGUGGAUGGAUGCCCCCGAUGACGUCUACUUCCGCGCCAACGAGCCAAUCAAGCGAGCCAGAAGAGGUCUAUCUUCAGUAGAACUGCGAAGAGCGGCGCGCAAACCCUGGCGCAAAUUGUCAAUCCCCUUACAUCCGCCCCAUCUGCAGAGGACAGUGCGCGGCGAGGACAUGGUCGUCGUCUUGGACUGAAUUCGCAAUACAAUCAGAACCAAUAUUAUAGAUUGGUUUAUUAUGCGCGAGGCACACAAACACGACGCUGUUAUUGUAAUUUUUAACGCCAGAGUGAAGGUAUGCGGAAGUCACAGCUUUGUGUAUCGUCUUCGGCAGCUCCGGACAAUUAAACGGAGAUCGUUAACUAAAAGCGUAAAGAGAUCAUGGAUGCUCCCUAUGGGAUUUCCUUUUCUUUUUGAGAAGCGGGCAAGUCGCUUGCGCCGUUAUCGCAAGGUCUCGCUUGAACUUUAUACGUUAACGACAACAACCGUGGAUAACAUCGUUGAAUUAUGACAUUUCAUUAAUAAAGCAAUGGAAGAAUCAAUGUUUUGCGAACUAAGUCAUUCAACAUGGAAACACGAUUUUCUAUUCGUAUUAAUUAAUUAUUGUUGUUAUUAAUAAUAAUUAUUAAUAAUUGAAUGUACAUAUACAUACAUUGUAUUACACAAUCGGACAACGCGACACCACAAUUGAUCGCAUACACACAUUAUACGUACAGACACGGUGUACACACAUAGAUUCACCUAGGUAUUGAGACGCUCGUUAAAUUACCAUCGUUAAAUUUCAUUCUAACGAUGGUAAAAAGAUCGACGCAUACCUGCGAAUAAGCUCAUGAAUAGCUGCGUUCAGAAGGCAAUGGUUGUGCCGUCGAAACAAGUUUCGAGCAGAGUGAUUCGGAUUGACGAGUACAUUCUACAACAUUUUUCAAAAUGAUUCCACUCUCCCGAUCAUUGUAUCUUCUAAACGCAACUGAUGUUACGGCCGUGCAGGCAACAGAGACGAAUGUAUGAGCGAAAGUGAAUGCAAAAGAGAUUGAAAGUGUAUGUGUACAUGGAUGUAUGCAAGGGAGAGAAAGAGGGAGAGAUUGAUAAAGUAUGCAUGCGAGACAGAAGAAAGAAUGAUGCUCAUUGUGAAUAUUUUUAUUAAAUUUUCAAGUUUGAUGACUUCCGUCAGAACAAUUAAUAAAUAAACAUAAGCAUAAGUAAGAAAAUAUUUUCAUCAGUUUCCUACCACUACUCGUCCCAAUUUCAUAUAAUUUAUAUUAUAUACGUAAUAUCGCGAUCUACAAGGAAGGUUGUAUUCCAUAAAACGUCAAAAUAUAUAUGACUUGUUUGCUUUA
This is a messenger RNA of Ooceraea biroi (clonal raider ant), 3894 nucleotides long. RefSeq names its product metastasis associated 1-like (gene MTA1-like). NCBI's taxonomy places the organism in Eukaryota, Metazoa, Arthropoda, Insecta, Hymenoptera, Formicidae. Gene Ontology annotation, biological process: negative regulation of transcription by RNA polymerase II. Gene Ontology annotation, molecular function: transcription corepressor activity; histone deacetylase binding; chromatin binding. The record is from RefSeq and is a predicted model, not a curated record. Gene Ontology annotation, cellular component: nucleoplasm; NuRD complex.